This is a messenger RNA of Heterocephalus glaber (naked mole-rat), 1694 nucleotides long. The record is from RefSeq and is a predicted model, not a curated record. Lineage: Eukaryota; Metazoa; Chordata; Mammalia; Rodentia; Bathyergidae.
GGUUUAGGGCGGAGGAGGGGCGGGACUGAGGCCUGGGGUUGGACUAAGAGCUGGGCCUGGAGCGGAACGGGGAAUGGGACUGAGGGCUGGAUCUGUACGGUGAGGGUCUGAGACUGGAGCUCCGAGGGAACUGAGGUUCGAGGUUAGACUCUGCGAGGAAGAGUCCUGUGGAAGAACUGGGCUGAGAACGAUGUGGGUGAGGACAACAGUAACGAUUGAAAAAUGGACCGAGGAAAACACUGGGCGCGAGGCCGGCACCUGGGACGAGGGGGAGAGCUGCGAUGUAAACAGGUUACCCAGCUGGGAGAGAAGACAUCUGCUGCCUGGGGAGGCACCUAGCACCGAUGCAUCUACCUUCUCUGAAGGUGAGUGCAAGGAGUCUGAAGGGUGCUGCUGGAAACACAAACAGUAUUCUGGGCACAUCAUCCACCCCUUCUCUGACUGUGGCCACCACAACCUGCAUCUGCAUGCUGUCAGCCACUGUGACUGUGAUUCCAGGCAGAAGGAAUCCUCACAGAAGGCAAACAGUACCACCUCUUGGGACUCAAGCUCAACCUGCUCCCAAGAUGUGGGCUCAACCUGCUUCAACAUCAUCCAGAACCCUUGCUUUCCACUCAUCCCAGAGGAAGAGUGUGUGGAGCGUUUCUGAUAUGGCUGGUGCAAAAGCUACAGGCCUGUCUCUGUGACAGUGAUCCAUCAUCCCAUUCACCAUGAGUGUGGGACAGAUGACCUAAAUGAGGAAGAGGAGGAGGAAGAGGGGGAAGAAGAAAGCAAGCCUUCCAUCCCAACCCAGGUGGGACCCAUUGUUAUGCCCACUGACCCAGGCAAGGGCAAAAUCCCUGGUGCCCCUGACUCAGCAGCACCCAUCACCAUCUGGCGUGAGAGCCCCACAGGUAAGAGCCAGGGCAAUAAGGUGAUCAAGAAGGUAAAGAAGAAAAAGGAAAAUGAGAAAGACAAAGAGGAGGAAAUGACAGAUGAGAAGGCAAAGCUGAAGAAAAAAGCCAAGAAGGGCAAGUUGAUGAAGAAGAAAAGUCCAGUGAAAUUGGAGUUUUCACCUGCAGAUUUGAGCCAAUCAUUAAGCUCAAGAGAGUUGGCCUGGAUGUCAGAGUCCAGCUCAGAAAGCCGAGGAGACCUGGAGAGUGAAGACAGUUACCAUAACAGGAGGCAGCAGGAGCCCUCCAGUGAGGGUAUUAUGGAGUCAUCAUCGCCCAGAAAAAGAGAGACGAGCACUACCCAGGCCAAGAAGAAUGGGACAAAGACCUCUUCACAAGCCAAGAAGGUGACCAAGAGGAAACCUCCCCCAGUGUCCAACCCCAAUCUCAGUUGAGGGCAGGGUGAAGAAUAAAUGGCAUCAAGCCUGUAGCUGACCUCCUGUUCUCCUUCCAACAGGGGUACUUCUUGGGGGAGGCAGUGGGCUCUGGGCAUACUGGAGCCAAGGGUCAGGGACUUCAGGGGUUUUCUAAGGCCAAUGCAGCUUCCAAGGAAGUCAGUCCAUGGGAAGAUUGGUGGAAGGGAACUAGGGGGCACAGCUGUUUCUUUGUAACAUCUAAGGACCAAGGUGGAAGGGUACCUCUGGGGUUGGGGCAGGAGGGUAGACUUUCUAGCCCUGGGAGACUGGUAUGUGUGAAACCCACUUCUGGGAUAAGGCAGCGCUGAGCACCAAUACCAGCAAUAAACCGAACUUUUUCACCCUC